AUGGAACAACAACUCAUGACCAUUGAAGUGGCCAAGAAACUCAUCGCUGCUGAAGACAAGAUGCAAACAUUACGCAAGUCCAUAGACACACGGUAUGGUGGCGCUAGAAUUGGGUUGAACAUCGACGACGAUAUAAUCUCAAUGCUGGACCCAAAACGUAAAGCCCUCGAGAAGGUCUGGCAGCUGAACCUUGCAAGGGCAAGGUAUUUGGUGGCACAACCACAAGAGACAGUGAUGAUCGCAUCGGUGGAGUCGGAAGCGGAGCGCAACAAGGCCAAGGCGGAAGAUCCACGAAUGUCGCUUGAAAUGGCCCAUGGGUUCAUCGCUGAAGAACACAAUGUUGAAGCAGCGAAAAAUGCCUUGGUCCGAAGAUACGGUGUCGUUGCCAGAGAUAGGUACGGUGAAGCAACUUCGAGGCUGAGUCCAAAAUAUCGAGCUCUUGAGAUAGUCAGGCGGCAAAACGUUAAGAAUGCGAGAUGUUUGGUGGCACAUCCGCAGGAGACUGUAAUGGUGUCAACGAUAGAGUCUGAGACGGAUACGGAGGAGAAAAGGAUAUUGUUUAAUAAGCUUUGCCAGGGAUUUUGGCUUUCAGCGCAGAUGGAUAUCAGAGCAAGUGGGAAUUUCUGA
Mollisia scopiformis is the source of this 627-nucleotide messenger RNA. RefSeq lists its product as uncharacterized. Bases 1 to 627 code for a protein of 208 amino acids. Lineage: Eukaryota; Fungi; Ascomycota; Leotiomycetes; Helotiales; Mollisiaceae. The transcript has a single exon. The record is from RefSeq and is a predicted model, not a curated record.